Messenger RNA from Lolium perenne, 1003 nucleotides. Its product is annotated as photosynthetic NDH subunit of lumenal location 4, chloroplastic. Gene Ontology annotation, cellular component: chloroplast. NCBI's taxonomy places the organism in Eukaryota, Viridiplantae, Streptophyta, Magnoliopsida, Poales, Poaceae. Gene Ontology annotation, molecular function: peptidyl-prolyl cis-trans isomerase activity. The record is from RefSeq and is a predicted model, not a curated record.
CCCUUUGCCUUUGCCCGCGCGCGGCUCGCAGCCACAGUUUGGAGAUAAUCAUCAUGCCGCCUCCUAUCUCCCCGCUCUCGCUCAUGGCCGCCAGCCCAAUCCCGUCGCCGCCGGCCGCCCGACCAAGCAGCCGCGCCCUCGCCACCGUCGCUGCUUCAUGCAGCUCCUCCGCGUCACCGUCCACUUCAACGUCUUCGGACGCGAGCAGGAGGGGCGUACUCGCGCUGGGCGCGGGAUUCCUGGCGUCGGCCGCGCUGCUGGGGCCGGUCGGGGACGCCGGCGCCACGCGCAUCGAGUACUACGCCACUGUCGGGGAGAAGCUCUGCGACAUGGGCUUCGCCAAGUCCGGCCUCGGCUACUGCGACGUCGCCGUCGGCACCGGGGUGCAGCCACAGCGCGGCGAGCUCAUCAAUAUACACUACACCGCAAGGUUCCCCGACGGGACAGUGUUCGACAGCAGCUACAAGCGCGGCAGGCCGCUCACGAUGCGCAUCGGUGCAGGAAAGAUCCUCCGAGGGCUUCAGCAGGGGAUCGGCGGUGGUGGUGGCGUGCCACCCAUGCUCGUCGGUGGGAAGCGCAAGCUCAUGAUACCUCCGAUUUUGGCGUACGGGCCUGAACCAGCCGGCUGUUUCUCAGGAGACUGCAACAUUCCCGGAAACUCCACGAUACUAUACGAUAUUCUUCUCGUUGGCAUUUACAAGUGAUGGCGUUUCAUGACAGUCAACAUACAAAGCCGUGAACAUAGGUCCAAUAGAAGUUUUUGGAACUACCGGUAGAGGAAGAUGGUGAACCAAACUCCCCUCGGAUUCCAGUGCGCAAAAUGGCUACAGGGGAGUGGUUAUCUGUACAAAUAUUUGAGCACGAGGAGCAUGUAAGCGUCACUCUGUAAUCGAGCUGUGAUAUAUACUACGUUGCUGAUUGUCGGUACAGAGCCGUCUUCGCUCAAGCGGAGACGGAAAUCCUGCAUAACGACUUGUGAGUUCCAAAGCUUUCAACAGUUUAA